This is a messenger RNA of Dovyalis caffra, 2283 nucleotides long. Lineage: Eukaryota; Viridiplantae; Streptophyta; Magnoliopsida; Malpighiales; Salicaceae. The record is from the annotation of a GenBank genome assembly.
AUGGAAGCCACAAACGACUUAGCAACAACGCCGUCGGGACGAAAACAGAUAGUAGACUAUCGAGGAGCCGGAGGUAAAUUGAGAAAACCUCCGUCGAGGAGGCCACAGGCAACUCCGUAUGCUCGCCCGCCGGAGAACCAAGUGCAACGGAGUCGGUGGCUGUCGAAGCUGGUGGAUCCGGCUUAUAAGUUGAUUUCUGGGGGUGCGAACCUGAUUUUCCCGUCUUUCUUCUCCAAAUCGGAGUCGGUGGAUGACGGUACUAACGAAGAAGAAGAAGAUGACGAUAAAUCGUAUGAGGAGGUGGAGGAGCAGAAUGCUAGUGGUGAUGCUGCCAAUCUCACUGUUAACCAUGUGGCAUCCAGAUCAACUGAUGUAGCUGGUACUAGCAGAGUGGCAGAAGUAUCCAAGAGUGGCUCUGACUUUGAGGGCCAUGAACAACAUCAAAAAGUUGGCAUGCCUGAUCAUAAUGGGCUUUCUGAUAUCGAACAAUUAGUGAAGGACAGAAAGUUUUCUAGGGAUGAAAUUAAUCGUUUGAUGGAGAUUCUUCAUUCAAGGGCAGUUGAUUUUCCAAAUGUUGAGCAAGAAAAGGAAUACUCGAGCCUGAUUGCUAGAGAUGUUGAAAGGCCUGCUGCUGCCAUUGAAUAUUCAAGAAAGUCAACUGAUGAAAAGCGGGAAGAUUUGAAUACAGGUAUUUGGGGAACCUCAAAAAUUCAAGGAAAGAGAUAUUCAAGCGUGAUUCCAGGAGAUGUCGGAGGCCCUAAAAUCCCUUUUGAAAAUUCAAGAAAUUCAACUGAAGAAAAGCAUGAAGAAUUGAAUAAAGCUAUUUGGGGAAACUCGACCCCUCUUGUCAAGUCAAUUUUGCCAGAUGAUGUUGGAGCCUCACCAAUUGAUAUUGCAAGGGCUUAUAUGGAAAACCGAACAUCAGAAGUAGGCUUUGGCUCUAAGAGUUUAAUUUCAAAAGAUGAAGGGGCAUUGUUGAAUGGCAAUCUUCUUGCAUCAAAGCCAUUUUUGCCAUCUCCUUCACCUAAGCCAUCCACAUGCUGGCCAGGUGCCACAGUACAGGAUCAGCGUGGGUUUCUGACUCCACAAAGUCAAAGAGGGAGAUUUGGGCUUCACAGUUUUCCCCGAACACCUUAUUCUAGAACCAUUAAUUCAAAGUCCAAGUCCCAGAAGCUUCAGUUACAGGGCGAUAAUAGUACACAUGUGAACAGGACACUCUCUCCCUUUCGGCAGUCUCAAACUCCUGUAUACGGACAGGUGAAUUCAAGGGGAAAAUCAGUGUAUGAUGGACAGGGAUCUGUUGGGCCCAUUCGUAAGAAUAGGAUACGGCAUAAAGUUGUUGCAGAAACUCCUUCUAGAGGGUCUGCUGAUCGUCAUUCAAUUUUAAAUAGUCCUCAGGUGGAAAACUUAAAUGCUUUUGAAGGAUUAUGUUCGAGUGUAAAGAAGAGUACAGAAAAAGGAGAAACAAGUAGCCCUUCAGAAUUUCUGUUAGCAGAUAGCAAGCCACAAAGCUCCGAAAAUGUUCCAACUGUUCCUCCGUAUUCCAGGCAGAUGGCCCAGAAAAUAUUAGAACACCUUGAUAGAAACCUGCCAACUCCAAAAGAGAAAUCUGCCGAGUUGAGGCUAGCCACUUCCUGGAAGAAACUCCAUUCCUCAAGCAAGAAUAAUAACUUGACCAACUUGGGAGGCCUUUACUCUGCUAGUAAAUCAGAUCUGGCUGACAAAACGAAUUCAGUUCAGGGGACUGAAGAUAGAGGGAAUGUACUCUUUAAAUCUGCUCCUCAAGGAGUUUCUAUUCAAGCUAAUGAUGCUGCAAAAAGUAACACUUCAGCUUCAGACAUGAAGGCUGUGCCAAAUGCCGCUGCAUCAGAGCUUCUAAGUUUUCAGAAGAAGCCUCCUACUCACUCCACAGGGAAUAAACCAGUUUUGUCUUCUAUAAGCGUUAGCAAGCCCGGUCACAGGUGGGCAUUAUCUUCUGAUAAGAGUUCCGGAUUUACUUUCCCCAUUUCUGCAUCUUCAGGCGUACUCUCCGAGCCUCCAACACCAACAAUCAUGCCAUCAACCUCAGCCACUGCUGUGUCUCCACCAAAAGAUGCAUCGUCAGUUCCUUCAUAUAGUUUUGGCUCUAAGAAGUCUGGUCCUGCCAUUGUUUUUUCUUUCCCUUCAACUAGCAACGCCCCUGUACAAGACAAUGCAUCUUCCGAUCCGAAGUUCAACUUUGGAUCAGAGAAGACGACUAGGAUAUCUUUCAGUUCGAUAGGACAAAAUUCCAUCUGCUAUUAA